Molecule: messenger RNA, 2158 nt
Organism: Eruca vesicaria subsp. sativa (arugula)
Lineage: Eukaryota; Viridiplantae; Streptophyta; Magnoliopsida; Brassicales; Brassicaceae
Source: the annotation of a GenBank genome assembly
CUCUCAAGGCCGUCUCUCGUUUUUCUUCUAACGUUUGAUUUCGUCUCCAAUUCGUUAUCUCUUCCCUUUUUUUUUUCAAAACAUAUAUACUCAAUCCAAGUUUUUUUCCUCAUAACAGUCGACGAUAAUCGAAUCCGAAGACCUUUUUUUCAAUUUCUCUUCCGUUUCGUUAUCCUUUCUCCUCAACCUGAUCUGAAUCUUUUGUCAAUUUGUAAACUUUUUAGUUUGGUUGUUUAUAGCAAAAGCAUAGCUCAAAUCAAAUUAGAUUACUAUCGAUUUUGGGUCUCAAUUCAACGAUUAGGGCUAGCUACUUGAUUCGAUCUGAGUGGUUAUAGAUUCUCUAUCGAGCUAGGGAACACAAUUGAAGAUCUGAAUUAGAGUUUGUUGAGAUCGUUUUCAGCUAAUCGGGUCUGAUUUGAGACGAAUUUAGGGUGAGAGAAAGAUCGAAUUAAAAGAAAGGGUUACUUUUCUGAUUUUGAAAGUAUGGAUCGUGUGGUUGGUGGUAAGUAUAAGCUUGGACGUAAACUCGGAAGUGGAUCAUUCGGUGAACUCUUUCUAGGUAAGAAUGUGCAAACUGGAGACGAAGUUGCAGUGAAGCUUGAACCUGCGCGGGCUAGGCAUCCUCAACUUCAUUAUGAGUCAAAGCUCUAUAUGCUUCUUCAAGGAGGAACUGGUAUUCCACACCUGAAAUGGUAUGGGGUUGAAGGUGAAUACAACUGCAUGGUGAUUGAUCUUCUGGGGCCUAGCUUGGAGGAUUUGUUUAAUUAUUGUAGUCGGAGGUUUAAUCUUAAGACUGUUCUUAUGCUCGCUGAUCAGAUGUUAAAUCGAGUUGAGUAUAUGCAUGUCCGGGGAUUUCUUCAUCGUGAUAUUAAGCCAGAUAACUUUCUGAUGGGUCUUGGACGCAAAGCUAACCAGGUGUACAUCAUUGACUACGGGCUUGCCAAAAAGUACAGAGAUCUUCAAACUCAUAAACACAUUCCCUACAGAGAAAACAAAAAUCUUACUGGAACAGCUCGAUAUGCAAGUGUUAACACUCAUCUUGGUAUUGAGCAAAGUAGAAGGGAUGAUUUGGAAUCCCUUGGCUAUGUACUUAUGUAUUUUCUUCGUGGAAGUCUACCUUGGCAAGGCCUUCGCGCGGGUACAAAAAAGCAGAAGUAUGACAAGAUCAGCGAAAAGAAAAGACUUACACCCGUAGAGGUUCUAUGUAAAUCCUUUCCACCUGAGUUCACAUCAUACUUUCUCUAUGUACGAUCAUUGCGGUUUGAAGACAAACCAGAUUAUCCAUACCUAAAGCGGCUUUUCAGGGAUCUGUUUAUCCGAGAAGGUUAUCAGUUUGACUAUGUAUUUGAUUGGACAAUCUUGAAGUAUCCACAGUUCGGUUCAAGCUCCAGCUCCAGCUCCAAACCAAGAUCAAGCCUUAGACCAGCUCUGAAUCCCCCAUUGCCAUCUGCCGAGAGACCAGAAAAACCUACAGCUGGACAAGACAGCCGGGAUAGAUUCUCGGGUGCUUUAGAGGCAUAUGCUAGAAGAAAUGGCUCAGGAAGCGGCGCGGUUCAAGCUGAUAGAUCGAGACCAAGAACCUCAGAGCAUGUAUUAGCAUCAUCAAAGGACUCAAUACCACAAAACUACGAGAGAGUUGAAAGACCAAUCUCUUCAACAAGACACGCAAGUUCUUCAAGAAAAGCCAUUGUCUCGAGCGUUCGAGCUACUUCUUCAGCUGACUUCACAGAGAACCGCUCGAGCAGAGUUGUUCCAAACAAUGGGCGUUCCUCAACCACUCAAAGGACUCAACAUGUUCCUGACUCGACCACUAGACCAUCGUCUUCUUCAUUUUCCCGAGCUGUGCCAUCGUCGAGGACUGCUCGUGACAUCGCGCUCCAGAACUUUGAGCUACUUACCAUUGGGAAUGGGAAGAGGAAGUGAGAAGCUGUGACAUUUCUAUGGCUUACUUUACGAUGAAUGAGUGGGGGGAAACUGUGACAUUUGUAUGGCUACUUUGUUUUUUAUUGCGCGGUUUCCUAAUUUUAAAGGAAUAAGACGAACAUCAUUUGACUAAAAAAUGUAUGUGAUAAAUAUAUGGGUUUUGUUAUAAUAAUACUUAUAGUUUAUCAGUACAGAUAAAUAAAGCGAACGUCAUUUGACUAAGAAAAUGUACGUG